GCGUGCCCACAGGGAAGGGUUGCUCUCAACGGGAGGAGGACUGAAAAGCAAAGCUGAGAAUCAGCCUCGGUUGGGAAGCCCCUGUUCUUGUGGGAGAUCUGGCUUGGCUCCUGGCCAUUCCUGCCUGCAGCUUCCCACUUUGUUCAGGUGGAAGUCUUCCAGCAUGGCCUCUUCCUACCUCUGACACUGGAGAGAACUUAUCCCCCAUCUGGCUGUAAGACCCAAGACAAAACCCAGUUGAGAGUGGUUUGGGAUGAGAUGUCGGCCCUCCAGCUCCACUCCCAGCUGGGCUCUAGCAACCCUAUCCAGGUCCAGAGCAGCCACUGCCCACCUCUGUCCCUAUGUCCUACUGGGAUCCAGCCUCUCCCACAGAUCAGCCCUGAGGACUUAAAUGGGAACUGUUGUGACCCAGUGGCUGAUCCCUUGGAUUGUGCCUGCGACACCCCUGACCUAGAACUGGUGCGGAAGAUUGUGGCUCAGGUGGAAUUCUACCUGUCAGAUGAGAACCUGGCCCGAGACACCUUCCUGUUGAAACAUGUGCAGAAGAACAAGCAGGGCUUUGUCAGUAUCAAGCUACUAACUUCUUUCAAGAAGGUGAAGUACCUGAGCCAGGACUGGAGGCUGACGCUGCACGCCCUGCGUUUCUCUGAGCUGCUGGAGGUGAAUGUGGAAGGGACCAAAGUCCGGAGGAAAAGCCCCCUUCCCGACCUCCUCUUGGGCUCCCCUCCUAGCAAGCUGCUUCUGGCCUGGGAGCCCUGGGGCCUGGAACUGCCUCCGGCCUCGCCACCAUCCCCUGCCCUCCAGCAGGCUUUCCUGGAGGCCAUCAGUGGCCUGUUCAGCCCAUUCGGUCUCAUUGCCUCCAUCCGCAUCCUGCAGCCGGGCAAGAAGCUACCCCCGUCUGUCCAGAGGUAUGUGCUUGCCCAGCCCGAGCUGCUGAGCAGCUGCUGCGCCCUGGUAGAGUACGAGAGUCUGGAGGCGGCAGCCGGUGCCUUUGCCGAGCUGAGUCGGCGCUUGGCCCCUGGCGCCUCGGGCGGCAUCAAGGUGGUGCGGCUCUUGGCCCGAAGCCCCAAGAAGCAGAGCGGAGGGCAGGAAGAUGGGGAAGAAGGGGCCCGGGCCUACCAGCGGGCCCCUCCCCGAAAGAGGGGUCCCCGGGCCCGGCAGGGCGAGCCUCCUCAGAGUAGCUCCCCCGAGUCGGACGGCGCCCCCGUCUCGCCCCCCGACUCGCUCCUCGGCCUCCGAGCCGGCUACUUCAGCCUCCCCUGUAUUGGCCCUCCACCUCCGCGCCCGUCCCUCCUUGGUCCUGCCGCCACCACCGAUGCUAGGAUCCAGAAAUGGGCAGGCCCCUGCUGGGCUCAUGGGCUGAGCUCUCGCCCCCAGGAAGCAGCCCCCGCUGUGGCUCUGGGGAUGGGCAAGGGGACGGCCCUGCCCAUCCGCCGCCUGCCCCGGGGGCCUGAUGGCACCAGAGGGUUCUACAGCAGCAUCGGACGGGGUGGGGUUGUACUACGCCACUGAGGCCGGGAGCUGGUUUCACGGGUCUCGGGCGGCUGCUGAGUCCGGCAUCCCCGUGAAAGCAGUUGACUGGGCCCUGGCUGGCGGUGGGCAAUGGCACGGGCAUCUGGGAGGGGAGCUGUGCCUGUCGCUCCACAGGAUGGGGGGCUUGACCCCGUCGGCUGUUGGCCGGGGUUGGGGGGGGGGUCCCUCUCGGACUGACUGUACCAAAGCCGUUGGUGUACACCCUCCCAGCUGUGAGUAAUAAACACUAACGCACCCCUCUUC
Molecule: messenger RNA, 1776 nt
Organism: Ornithorhynchus anatinus (platypus)
Lineage: Eukaryota; Metazoa; Chordata; Mammalia; Monotremata; Ornithorhynchidae
Product: la-related protein 6
Exons: 5
Coding region: 259-1512 (417 amino acids)
Biological process (GO): RNA processing
Cellular component (GO): nucleus
Molecular function (GO): mRNA binding
Source: RefSeq, a predicted model, not a curated record